AUGCAUCUUUGCCACAUGUAUCAUCAUCAUCUGCUGCUAAGCCCAAACCCACCACCACUCGAAGACCACCGUGACAAACGAGCGCGUUUCAGUACUCUUUCGCCAGACUUACGUCAUACUUCAGUAACCAUCAUGGCCGCCCCUGAUCAACCCCCUCAACUUGCUGCAAUUCAACAACCUCCUCCUCCUUCUCCCCCACCUGCUGCUGUGGUCCCGCCGCCGCCGGAGGGUGACGGAGAGGGCUAUCAUUCCAACCAGUCGUCGGGGUCCAGCAGCCGUAUGGCUGUGGCUGCGGCCAAUGGUGGAGAUUCUUCAGCCUCUUCCGUCGCCGGUGGUGGUGCCUAUGCGUCUGGGGGUUCCGACGUUGAUGCUAUCUAA
This is a messenger RNA of Erigeron canadensis, 378 nucleotides long. Its product is annotated as ena/VASP-like protein. The record is from RefSeq and is a predicted model, not a curated record. Bases 1 to 378 code for a protein of 125 amino acids. The transcript has a single exon. Lineage: Eukaryota; Viridiplantae; Streptophyta; Magnoliopsida; Asterales; Asteraceae.